UUAUACAAUUAGAUGAGAGUCCUUGACAUUAUUACAACAAACAAUUUGACCUUUGCAAGCAAUCUGAAACCGUCGAAACGCGUCCUUAAUUAAAUAUCAAGCUCGCCUCAGAUGCUCUUGUACAGUGAUUCGCCGCAAGUAAAGGCCGUGACUCAGUCCUAAAAUGAAAAUUACAUAUUUGAAGACUUGGAUAUUCUGUGUAAUUAUUCUACGACAUCUUAUUGAUGGAGCAGAGGAAUACUUCAUCGCACCGUCAGCGUGGUAUUACAUUAAAUCGCUGGGACAAAACAUGGCUUUUCUCGGUGUUGUUAUGUCUGCAUUCCAAUUCAGCGCUCUCCCGUCGAGUCCCAUUGUUGGAAGCUUUUCUGAUAAAUUUGGACAUGUUAAGUGCAUCAUCGUCGUCAGUUUGUUUUUGAAGUUCACUGCUUAUGUGAUAUAUGCAAUCCCAGUCUCAGCUUAUUUUCCCUUGGCAGGCAGAUUAUUAGCUGGUCUUACCGAUGGAUCUGUAGGAGUAUUUUAUGGACAAAUAAUAUUGUACACGCCAGUGAGACACCGAGCGCAAAUCUUUAUACUGUUGGAUGGUGUAUUUACCUUGGGCAGCCUCUUUGGUCCAACAGUCAGCGUUUUCUUAACAUUUAAUGUCAAUAUCCUUGGCUGGAAGAUUGACGCUGGUAAUUCUCCAGGGAUUGUACUUGCAGUGUUAUGGUUUGGAAUAUUCCUAAUUUCGUUGUGGUUUCCUAGAGAUUUUGGAACAAGGAAAGUGGUAGAUUGCGAAGACGAUGGCAAUGAUAAUGCUCCUGCGACUCAGGAUUUUAGUAGACAAUCGAAAUGCGGUUCGCACUCUGCAAUCUGUUUGAUGUUUUACCUAAUUUUUUUGAGCUUUUUUUACUCGAAUAUUGCGACUGUUUACGUUCCCUUACUUGCACAAGAACACUUCCACCUUCAGUUUAUUCACGUGAAGUUGCUAUUCCUCGCAAGUUCUUUGUUUUCCAUGGUUUUAUUCAUCGUUUUCUAUCUUGCUGCGAAAUAUUACGAUGAAGCCCAGCUGUUAAUUUCUUCGAUGCUGAUGCAGGUGUUCGGAAUAGCGCUUUUAACAGGCAUUGGUUUUAGCUGGGACAGUUCGUUAGGUGUAUACGGCGGUUAUAUUCUCCUUCUUUACAUAUGUCUUGGAAUGCAAUUUUUUGCAUUUUCGUUUUGUUGCCCGCUCUUGUCUAAAAUUACACAUUCAAAACAUGCAGCUUUUUAUCAAUCUUCUUCAAUUUCCGCACUUCACUUAGGAUAUCUGACAGGGCGUCUUAUCUCCUCGUUCAUCUUCACCAAAACAUCACUUUUAUACUUUUGUUUAGUCCAGUUUUUAAGCUGGGCCUUUGGUGCUGUCUGGUUUGCUUUGGAGUAUCCGAACUUACGUGGAUUAAGGACGGAAUGAACCAGACGUAUGUGCAAAGAUUUAAGGUCCUUUUCUUGCAACUUGCAUUACAAUUAUAAUUUUUAGGGUAGUUAAUUUGUAAAGAGUGUUCGAAAUGCUAACAAAACGUUAGCUUAUCGUAAGAGAUGUUCGUAUUUGACAACUUUAGAUGCUUUGGGAGUAAAAUUUCAAUGCAAGUUACAAGGAAAGUUGCAUGGUGUAGUACCCACUUUAUUGGUGUACAGUUUGCGUACGUGUAAAAUUUAACAAUGUAAUAUAUUGCUAUGUGAAUAUUUCUUCUCAUAACUGAACUCGGUAUGUUUUCCUCAUGAUUGUUCUGAGAUUAAAAACGUGAACAGAAUUUUAAUAACUGUCUGACAAGCCUUACAGAUAUAAAACUUGCGCUUAAAUCUUUACUACUUUUAAAUGUUCGAAAUUACCGAAAGGCAGUGUUUCCUUCUGAUCUCUAAUGAAACUUUAUUUCAAGAGGGUAUUUUCUACAUUAUUUAUUUUACAGUUUGACACGUAUUCUACCUAAUGGCCCUCUUUAGUGUUCUCUCGAAAGAAUUAAGAUUGGUAGGAAACACAUCGACAAAUGACCACGUGCUUGCAAGCAAUGCAGCUAAACUUUUUGA
This is a messenger RNA of Dendronephthya gigantea, 2040 nucleotides long. RefSeq names its product tetracycline resistance protein, class H-like. Gene Ontology annotation, molecular function: transmembrane transporter activity. Gene Ontology annotation, biological process: transmembrane transport. Bases 164 to 1426 code for a protein of 420 amino acids. The transcript has 2 exons. Lineage: Eukaryota; Metazoa; Cnidaria; Anthozoa; Malacalcyonacea; Nephtheidae. The record is from RefSeq and is a predicted model, not a curated record.